CGUCGGACAGAGUCGACGGUUAGUAGUCAGUAGUCACAUCUCUAAACAUGUCACGUUUAGACAUUUUGACGAUGAAUUCAAAUUGUGGUGUCCUGCGGGAUGGAGGCCUCUGUGGCAGGAGGAGUGGACCUGCACCUGCAGCGUGCAGUGUAAGGAAGCGUGCUGCCUUCAAGUGUUCCUGCUGCAGGGAGGACACGCCAGUCCACUGGUCCAAAGCUUCCCCGAAGAGGAGGAGGUCCUCCAACAUUCAACCGGCAGUAGAAAAGGCAGCCGUUCCUCCCUCGGCCAUCCCACACCACACCCUACCAGUGGCAUCGCUCGUCCCGCGCGUCCCACCGCCCCGCGCUUGUACUCCGCUGGCGGCGCUAAGCAUCCACGGCCUCACAGUGGAGCAACACCAGCGUUUAUAUCACCAGGUGGUGGAUGACAAACUGAGGUUCAAGAAUGGCCAGCCACGUCCUUACAGCUUAAAUCUGGGACGUGUCAUAAAGCAGCAGCUGUGGGAACAGUAUUCACGCCCCACCUUUGCAGAAACUGUGGCUGAGAAGGGAAGAGUGGAUGUCACUCAAUCAUACGGAGGUGGAGUCUUCGCACCUCUGUAUGAUGUGGACGUUAGCCUGGAGCCCAAACCCCCAAAGUUGAAAAAAACCUACUUUGAGUAAAUAUGAAGGAAGGGGUAGAAGACCAGAAGAGGAGGUGGGGGUCACUUUAAUUACCCUCCCCAUCCCUUUAAC
Molecule: messenger RNA, 734 nt
Organism: Nerophis lumbriciformis (worm pipefish)
Lineage: Eukaryota; Metazoa; Chordata; Actinopteri; Syngnathiformes; Syngnathidae
Source: RefSeq, a predicted model, not a curated record